Molecule: messenger RNA, 758 nt
Organism: Columba livia (rock pigeon)
Lineage: Eukaryota; Metazoa; Chordata; Aves; Columbiformes; Columbidae
Gene: GNRH1
Product: gonadotropin releasing hormone 1
Exons: 4
Coding region: 73-414 (113 amino acids)
Biological process (GO): multicellular organism development
Cellular component (GO): extracellular region
Molecular function (GO): gonadotropin-releasing hormone receptor binding; gonadotropin hormone-releasing hormone activity
Source: RefSeq, a predicted model, not a curated record
CAGCCUGUGAGAUAGAAUCAGAUAAAGUCACCUGCUGUGAAAGGUUUGGGGGGGACUGUCUAUAAAAGGGAGAUGACGAGCAUGAUUUUCAAACAGGGAAGAGCUGGGGUUACUCUGGAACCUCUCUUGGCGAGCAGGAUGGAGAAGUCCAGGAAGAUCUUGGUGGGCGUCCUCCUGUUCGUCCUGUCCAUGGAAACCUGCUCGGCUCAGCACUGGUCGUACGGGCUGCAACCGGGAGGGAAAAGGAACGCGGAGAACCUGCUGGAAUCACUUCAAGAGAUCGCACGCGAAAUGGAAAAAUUAGGGGAAGUGCAGAAGAGCGAAUGCCCAGGCUCAACGCAGCAUUCCAGGCUGGGGGAGCUGAAGGAAGCCGUGGGAAGUCUGAUCGAAGGAGAAGCCAGACGGAAGAUUUAAACCCACAAAACCAAAUGGAACAAUGGACCAAGAAUACAACUUCAGAGCUACGUUAAAAUCAAUUCCUUUGUUUAGAUGGCAUUAUGUGAAUAACUGCUCUGAAGUCGCAUUUAAGUAGCAGAGGAUAAUUGUGUAGAUUAUUAGCUUGUAUGUAAAAGCGACAGGGACUUGGCAGCGCCGAGUCUGCUCUGUGUCCUGCAAUGAAAAACGCGGCUUAAAAGCUUUUGUUUCAGUUGUACAGACAACGCGUGGACAGAGGCACCGUCUGAUCUCAUUGCUCUCUGGAUAAAACUCGAUAUGACUUUGUUAAAACCACGAAUAAACUUACUGUUUGGGUGUCACUC